CGGAGCUGCCUGACCUGUUCACGCCGAGUAAACGUGUACAGGGAAGCUUGAAGGAACAUUAUUAACCAGGUCGAUCUUAUCGCUAAAUACGACCAUCGAAAAGAAACGGAACCAGAGGGGGGGUUUGGGGUGUUUGGUUGCAAUCGUUGGCUGCUGAUUGGACUACAUCUGCAGCAAAUAGCAAGCGCGAAAGUGGGAAUUGUGUUGGGCCCGGUUUUAUCGCACAGUUUUGGUUGUGGAGCGAGAGUUUUUUGUCGGCUAAACACAUGGCAGAAGAGAUUUUUUAAAGGGACUAGUCGAGUACAUGUGAAGUCCGGUGGCUAGCAACAUACCUCAUCGACGGAAUAGGUGCUGUUCAAAGGUUUUUGCCAGUCACAUUUGUGCAGCGUAAAAUGGCUACACUUGCAAUUCCAGCAAACACCAGGGUUCUUUUAUUGGACAUUGAAGGAACGACUACACCAAUCACGUUUGUUAAGGAUGUUUUAUUCCCAUACAUUAAGGAGAAUCUAGAGGACUACUUGUCUGCACACUGGGAAGAGGACGAAUGCAAGCAAGAUGUGCAUCUGUUAAAAAAACAGGCGGAGGAGGACACCAGGCAGCACCGAGCUGGCCCGGUCCACGUCCUGGACCAGACAGUGCACACAGACGAGGAGAAGGCAAUCCGCGAGGUGAUGGACAAUGUCCUGUGGCAGAUGGCAGCGGACAGGAAGACCACCGCGCUCAAGCAGCUGCAGGGGCACAUGUGGAGGGCGGCCUAUGUCGCGGGGAAAAUCAAAGGCGAAGUUUACCAGGACGUAGCUCCAGCCAUCCGAAGGUGGAGGAGGCACGGCAUCAAGGUCUACAUCUACUCUUCGGGCAGUGUGGAGGCACAGAAGCUACUGUUUGGAUACUCCGUCGAAGGAGAUCUUCUAGAUUUAUUCGAUGGGCACUUUGACACCAACAUAGGCGCUAAAGUGGAGAGCAAAAGCUAUCAGAGGAUUGCAGACAGAAUUGGCUGCCCACCUGAAGAUAUUUUGUUCUUGACAGAUGUCACAAGAGAGGCCAGGGCGGCGGAGGAGGCGGGGGUGAACGUGGCCGUGGUGGUGCGGCCGGGAAACAUGGAGCUGACCGAGGAGGAGAAGGCCCACUACAGCCUCGUCACGUCCUUCGGUCAGCUGGAAGUGGCGGGGUCGGCGUGAUGGCGCGGGGUGGGGAGCGCGCUGGCUCGCUCAUUCACUCACAGAACUGCCUGUCUGAAACGGGAAGGGGGGAUGGGGUGGGAACGCUGGAGGUGGGUACGCAGGUCAG
Messenger RNA from Megalops cyprinoides (Indo-Pacific tarpon), 1287 nucleotides. It is a transcript of the gene enoph1, whose product is annotated as enolase-phosphatase 1. The record is from RefSeq and is a predicted model, not a curated record. Lineage: Eukaryota; Metazoa; Chordata; Actinopteri; Elopiformes; Megalopidae. The transcript has 6 exons. Bases 393 to 1178 code for a protein of 261 amino acids. Gene Ontology annotation, molecular function: magnesium ion binding; acireductone synthase activity.